AUGCCUCAAUCCGCCGAGCUGUCCGUCGCCAUUUACGAAGAGUCGGACAAGAAGCUGGCUCACUGGGCCAUUCACCUGCGCGUUGUAGAUGGUGGCGACGACGACUUCCACCACUUCGUCUACCAAGCCAACGAGAACGCAGAAGGGAGGCUCGAGCUCGACAUCAGCGAGGUAGACCCCGCGAACACCAUUCGUCUCAAGCGGCUGGUCUUCGUCGCCAUGAUCGACGGCGAGGGGACCAUCCGGGAGGUCAAGCAGACCAUAGCGCAGCAGCCUAUCCGACACGACAUAGUCACCUGGAACUGCCAGGACUAUGUCUUGGAAACGCUCAGCACGCUUCACGACAAAGAAUACCUACAGGAUUACGAGUACGAUGAGGCAAAGGCCACCCUCGAGGAUCUAUUCUACAACUAG
Trametes versicolor FP-101664 SS1 is the source of this 414-nucleotide messenger RNA. RefSeq lists its product as uncharacterized. Lineage: Eukaryota; Fungi; Basidiomycota; Agaricomycetes; Polyporales; Polyporaceae. The record is from RefSeq and is a predicted model, not a curated record. Bases 1 to 414 code for a protein of 137 amino acids. The transcript has a single exon.